AUGAGCUACCUCAAGCGUAAUGGAUCGUAUCCCAUCCAGUCCUCGGAUUACGCCCUACCCACGCGUUCCCCACGAAACCAAUCUGUCGAAGAAAACAAUGCAACUCUCCCAGCAUCACUCCGAGCCGUCAAAGACUCUAAGGACUCCAAAUAUCAUGGCCGCACCGUUGUAAUUUGUCUGGACGGCACAGGUGAUCGGUUCGAUAACGACAACAGCAAUGUUGUUCACUUCGUCUCCUGCCUCAAGAAACAUUCGCCAGAACAGCAGGUCACCUACUACCAGUCUGGGAUUGGGACAUACGACAAAGGCGGGCUGAAGAAUGGAAUUGGCGCCGCAUUGGACAUGGCAGUCGGGAGUGGACUAGGCAUUCACGUCAAGGAUGCGUAUCGCUUCCUCAUGCAAAACUAUCGCGAAGGCGACAAGAUUUGCCUGCUUGGAUUCUCCCGCGGCGCCUAUACAGUCCGGUGUCUGGCUGGCAUGCUUCACAAGGUCGGCCUCCUCCCCGCCAGCAACGGCGCACAGGUCAACUUCGCAUAUGAUUUCUACAAGGAUGAUUCACGUGAGGGUUGGAAGAUGAGUGCCGAGUUCAAGAAAACAUUCUGCACUAAUGUUGACGUCUACUUUGUCGGUGUGUGGGACUGCGUCGCAAGCGUUGGGUUCAUCCCCAGGAAGCUACCCUUCAGUAAGAGUCCCACGAAUUCGAUCCACUACUUCCGGCAUGCCAUGGCCCUUGAUGAGCACAGGUCCAAGUUCAAGGUUUCACAGUGGCAACAGCAGGACCCGGAUGCGAAAAACCGCGAUACCGUCGAUAAUACCCCCGCCGCUGAGAUGCAGCGAGGCCUUCAGCGUGGCUUGAAGCUCUUCCGCCGGAGUCAACGCCCCGCCUCUCCGAAAGCGAACGGUCACGCAAACGGCACACCAACCACGAACGGCGUAAGUCCUCGGCGUUCUACGACGGAAGGAAAAGGGCUUCUGCGCUCCAAUACCACCGAGGAGCAGGAGAAGCUUGAAGCGUAUUUCGAGGCUUAUGAAGACAGCCAUGGCCCGCGCAAGCGAAUUCAGACCAAUGCCCUCGAGGUCUGGUUCAUGGGAGCGCAUGCCGACAUUGGUGGUGGGGCCGUCGCGAAUGAAGAGCGGCAUCGUCUCUCCGGUAUCCCGCUCCGUUGGAUGCUCCGGCAAUGCUUCGACUGCAAUACAGGCAUCCUCUUCGACACCGCAAGUCUCGUAGAGCAGGGCCUAGACAUCCACACCCUCUUCCCCGUGUAUCACCCACCGUCGAAGCCCGCCUGCGGCCCACCACCCGCGCUCAUGGAGCGGUACGAGAAGAAGCAAGUCCCGGCCCUUCGCUUCCGUCACGCAUUACUAUCCAUCGGCGACGACCCGCUCGACCUCAGCCACCCCUUCUUCGCCAAAGAAAGCCGGCAUCGGCACCUUGCGCUGCUCUCAGAGUCCACAGAGAACCACUUCGACGCCAUGUCGCCCGUCAACGACCAACUGAAGCAGGCGAAGACAUGGUGGAUCCUGGAGUUCUUGCCCGUCAAGAUGCGUGUCCUGGCGCGCAGCGGGGAGGGCUGGGAGAAACGGGUGCGUUGCAAUAUGGGGCGGUAUCGCGCAAUUCGCGAGACGGACCCUAAGAUGCACUGGACGGUGCAACAGAUGGUGGAUGAAGGGAAGUACACGAUCAAGGGCAGAGUGGAUCGGAAUACGGUGUGGCAGAUUGUUGCAUAG
This is a messenger RNA of Trematosphaeria pertusa, 1728 nucleotides long. RefSeq lists its product as uncharacterized. Bases 1 to 1728 code for a protein of 575 amino acids. The transcript has 6 exons. NCBI's taxonomy places the organism in Eukaryota, Fungi, Ascomycota, Dothideomycetes, Pleosporales, Trematosphaeriaceae. The record is from RefSeq and is a predicted model, not a curated record.